Messenger RNA from Hyaloscypha bicolor E, 3315 nucleotides. RefSeq lists its product as uncharacterized. Gene Ontology annotation, biological process: protein import into nucleus; post-transcriptional tethering of RNA polymerase II gene DNA at nuclear periphery; regulation of DNA-templated transcription. Gene Ontology annotation, molecular function: structural constituent of nuclear pore. The coding region runs from base 81 to 3140 and encodes 1019 amino acids. The transcript has 7 exons. The record is from RefSeq and is a predicted model, not a curated record. Lineage: Eukaryota; Fungi; Ascomycota; Leotiomycetes; Helotiales; Hyaloscyphaceae. Gene Ontology annotation, cellular component: nuclear pore; nuclear pore outer ring.
ACAGUUAAGACCGCGAACAACCCAUUGGCUUCCUCCAUGACUAUCCUCCAAAAUUGAAUCCAGCUCCUUGGUGUUUGACCAUGGCGCCGAUGACGCGUAGCCAUGGGUUGAUUCCCCUCCCUCUCUCCGAUGGACGAGCACGGCCGACCCAGAACUUUCGCGAGACCAGCUGGCAAUUUGCAGAGUCGGGAACUCGAUCCGAACGGGAGCUCUCAGAAGAACCUCCUUCCUCGUAUGAUGAGGAAGCCGAUAUGGAGUCUCGUGGCGGCGAUGAAGAAGCUGAGUAUUAUGAAGGCCCUCCGCCUUUAGAAAGUCCAGAAGACCACGAGGACAUCCUCCACCCCCUUCGCGAAGCUGCAAACCGCGUGGGACGCGAGGUCGAAAAAUUUGCAGAGAUACUCGACAGGUAUAACCCACAGCGAGCCACAGCGAGCCACAAAAAGCAUGAGAUGGCGGUGGAGUUAAUUGAAAUUUACUAUGACGCUGCUGCAGAGACUGUGAAGCGUCUACGGGACGAGCAUGCCUCUGAGCGACGAAAGAAGGACGGUCUCCGAUGGAAGAAGAAGAUGCAAGGAUUCAAUAUGACCCAUGAUGAUGAUGAUGACGACCUGGAUUUGGAAGAUUCCGAAGAAAAUGAAUCGCCUCUCUCAGAGCGACGAACUACCUUGGAAGACCUGGAACGUUGGGAAGAAGAAGCUCAGACCUGGAAUCUAUUGAAGCGACUCGUCAGUCUUCGAUUUUCACCACCGGGAGGAGGGGCCGAUGGCAGAUCGAUUUCCAGGCUGAGGCCGAUCCACCAGUACUCAUCUGAGCGUGAGAUCUGGGACAAUUUUCUCGAGACGGAUGACCUUGCCCUAGAACGGAAGACAGUUUUACAGUGGUUAAAAGAAGCUGCAGAUGAGUCAGGUGAAGACAUCGAUGUUCUUGUUCAAGACCUCCAACAGAACGCCGAUAGGGGCGAUAUCAUUGCCCAUGGUUGGCUUCACACAAAAGCAGCCAUCAAGGGCAAGAAGCGCCUUCACUCUUCACCACAACCACUUGACCCUGCAUUACCCUCUCUUCAGCGAGGAUAUCUGAACGCCUCUGGAACGGAACCUCUUGUCACCCAGCUCGAUCCUGAUGCGACCACCCGGCAGAAGCGGAAAUUGGAGGCCCAAGAUGAAUACUUUGAACGAGCUAUUUGGCUGGGAUGUUACGAGAUGCUGCGCAGAGGAAAAAGUACAGACGAUAUUAGAGAAUGGUGUAUGGAGCGAACCGAAGUCUGGAGAGCUGUUAGCAUGUCGGGCUUUCCUGAUGAAGGAUCAGCUGAUGACCGUUUUGGAGCUUCAGGAUCCAGUGCUCUCUGGCGAAGAAUGUGCUUUGGCCUGGCUCGGAAGGGUGGCGGAGAUAAGUACGAGCGCGCAGUGUAUGGCAUCUUGAGCGGCGAUAUCCAGAGUGUGGAGUCUGUCUGCAGGUCGUGGGACGAUUUCGUAUUUCUUCACUACAACGCUUUACUGAAGACCCAGUUCGAUACCUACCUUCAGACUGUUCGCCCCCAGCCAGGAAUCUCCAGUUCCAUCUCAAAUUUUGGAGCCUUCGAUGCAGUUCAAUUCCAUGGCGACCCCAAAACCGCAGGGAAACGACUCGUUGAAACUCUCAAAAUCGACCCUCGCACCGCCACAGAGGCUUGCCAUCCCAUGAAGAUGCUUCAAGGAGUCUUGAUCGCAAAUGACUUUUCCCAUUUCAUCUACCAGCAAGGGCUUGCGCUGUCAAAGUUCGCAAACGCCAACGGGAUCUCAAGUCUUAUUCCGCCAAAUAGAUCACAGCCAGAAAACGAAGAUAUUACGAGAUACAUUGCCCUCGAUGAUCACGACAGUUUGAGGGUUCUCACACAUGUUCUUCUAGUGUUCAUGGCCUUGGGACUUGAUCUGGGCGGGAUUCUGCGCGAGACGGAAGUUGAAAAUGUUAUCGUCGCAUAUAUCAGCUUUUUACGUCUUGCCGGCAAGGAAGAGCUUAUUCCCUUGUAUUGCUCUCAACUUUCUGGCAAGAGGAAGUAUGCUAUCCUCUGUCGAAACCUCAUUGAUGUAACAGACCAUGAGCAACGAGUUACCCAAAUAAAACUGAUGAGGGAACUUGGCCUUGAUGUUCAAGAAUUUGUUGGCCUCCAGGCACGAUUUCUGCUUGGGGACUACAAAGACACUACGACAGGGUAUCCCGCGACUGGCAAUUUCAAGCUUCUCGAAGGAGAUCCAAAUUGCUUCGGGACUAUCCGCAAGGUUACCAGGGAUUUCUUAGGAGAUGACCCCGACAAGGUGGAAAGAAUCGAUAUGUUGCUUAUUAGAAGUCUGGAGUGGUAUCUUCUUGUCGACGGUCUGUGGAGUGAGACUUUCACUGUUGGGUCUAUGCUCUACCUACGAUUUUUCAAACACUUGCACCUUAACGCAGCCAGGACGCUAGCCUCAAGAAUCACAAGUAACGCUAUAGCAAAGUGCAAGACACGUGCUAUACUAGGCGAGUCUCUCGACUUCUUUGGUCUAGAAUCGGGCGAUGAUGAAGACUUGACUGAAGUACUUGAUGGCUCUGGGGAGCAAAAGAGACUUCUGAGGAAACACUUACUGGCCGAGGCAAAAAGCUUCCGAGAACUUGAAACUCUGAUAGAGUGUCUAGACCACAUCGAGACAGUGACCAGUAUGGCAGCACUUAUGAAAGAGGAUGGUGCCAGUUCAGAGAGAAAUUGGCGGGGCCAGCUUGCCAAAGCAUUUCAGCCCACACAGGCCUCCGUUCAGCCAUUACUGAAGGGAUGGUUACUUACAAGCCCAAACGAGGGACUUCAAGCGGAAUUCAAGCUUCUAAGAGAGGCAUAUCUCCCAGAAACUUUACUGGCUUAUAUCGUGUCCCUGCAGUUUGCAGGCAAUGCCUUGACUCGCGACUUUCUCAUGGAAUGCAUGGAACUGUCUGCACUGAUUGCUCAAGAGAAUUCCGAUCUCCUGACCCUUUUCAUUGAAACGGGGCGAAUGCAGGAACUGGUUGACGCUCUCGCCAUGGCUAGCAAAACACUAUUGCUCGUCACGUCUGCCAGGCAGGCUCCUGGAUCAAGAAGUACUUCCAAGAAGAUGCGCUUGAAAGGAUUCACACAAUCCUUGUGGAACGUAAAGCCUUAAAUAUGCUUGGUUAGGAUAAACGCUGAGCCAGCUUGGAACAACCUGGUGGUACAGAAAACUGAAUAGUGAAGGAUGGGUUACACGGCAAUCUGUAGAUAACACCGAAGUCAUCAACAAGGCCGCUGACUGGCCGAGAUUUCUCUUGAGUUUUGAUCUCCAGCCACGCCACCUUGCC